AUCAGGCAUGGAGCGCAUUGGCUCUCUGCGCGUGUCCGUUUAGAUGACGGACAGUCACAAGUAAUCUGCUGUGCAUGCGAAAUUUUACAGGGACGGAUUAAAAAUAUCGAAGUACUUCAGCUUAUUGAAGAUACACUUUGACGUUUUGUCAAAACAAUAAGGAAUUUUGUGCAUUUUGAAUCCAGUUCAUUAAAAUCAGAACAACUGCGCUUGUUUGUAGCGAAGUUUUGAGGAAAGCCGCGGUGUAAACUGGUAACUGUAGCCGGGUCUCGAAGUGACCGACCACGGGAGGAGUUUCACGAUGGCUGGGCAGGCUUCCCUUGAGCACUACAAGGCGGGGAUGUUACUGAGCGGCGUGGGGGACGCCCUGGGCUACCGGAACCAGCUGUGGGAGUACAAUGAAUCGGGGCCCGCCAUUCACCAGGAGCUGCUGGAGAUGGGUGGCCUCCAGGACAUUUCUGUUGAGCUUCCUGAUUGGCCGGUCAGUGAUGACACCGUCUUGCACCUAGCAACUGCAGAGGCUCUUGCAAGUGGAAAGGAAGGGGAAGAGCUCCUGCAUGAGGUUGCGUUCCGCUAUGUAGAAGGCAUGAAAGACAUGGAUGGCAGGAAGCCUGGACCUUCAAGUGUCUGGGGGGUGUCCCAGUUGAGACCAGGUGCUGCAGGGGGGUACAGAGUGCCGUAUAACCCAGAGGGAACUGGCUGUGGGGCUGCCAUGAGGUCUAUGUGUAUUGGUCUUAGGUACCCACACCCAGAGCAGCUCCCAGCUUUAGUCUCUGUUGCCGUAGAAACUGGAAGGAUGACUCACCCACAUCCCACCGGCUUCCUCGGAGCGGUAGCGUCUGCCCUCUUCACUUCAUAUGCUGUCCAGCGUCGGCCAGUCAUGAGCUGGGGGCUGGGGCUGGUGAAUGAGGCCUGCCCCAUUGCCAGGAGCUUCAUCCAGUCACAGAAUUACGCUGUGGAGGAGACCAAGAGGGACUGGGGCUACUUCACAGAGAAGUGGGAAUGGUACCUGGCAGAAAGAGGCCUGUUGUCUGGAGUGGGACCCAUCUUCUGGCCUAAUCUCUAUGGACCUGCAGAGAGGGACCUGGCCUAUAAGAGCUUCAGCCUGGCUGGUUGGGCAGGCCGCAGUGGGCAUGAUGCACCAAUGAUUGCACUGGAUGCCCUGCUGGGGGCAGGUUCCGACUGGGCCGAGCUCAUGAGCCGUGCGGCUUUUCAUGGAGGUGACAGCGACAGCACUGCCGUGAUCGCCUGCUGCUGCUGGGGACUGCUACACGGCACCGAGGGGGUCCCCGAGAGCAACUACAGCAAGCUGGAGUACAGGGAGAGGCUGGAGAGCAGUGCAGAGAGGCUGUACGCGCUGUCGCAUUGAGAGCAGAGGCUGCACCCAGGGGCUGAAAAAGUGAUAAACUACAGAGAGCAGGCGACUUCCCGUGACGAUCUGCGAAUAAUCACACUUAACAAUUUACAAUGUGUUUUUGCAGUAUAAUGUACUUAUUUUUUUAAAGAACGGCCGUUUUUGAUUAAUAUUGUUGAUUAAUACUUACUUGAUUAAUAAUUACUUGAUUAAUAUUAUUUGUUGCUUUUCUACAGUUGUUAAAGUCAGAUAAAGCAUCAACAAUUUUACACAGCCAUGUACAAAUCUCAAUAAUGUGCAGGAAAUGAAAGGUUGAUUUGUAUAUGUAAUGUACACAUGUUUUAUUAAGCAUCUGUAUCGAUAAUAAACUACAGUAUUAGAUGCUGAGUACUGACCCUUAGCUGACAAGUAGUAGCAAUUGAGUAACGCUGGAGAUGGUUGAGUGCCAAAUAAAUGAUGACAUGCUCACCUCCAAAAGAUCUUACAGUAUGCAAAGGUACUUGCACAUUUUUUGAGUAUGUUAUUUAUACCAUGUCAUUUAACAAAGGCAGGUAUAUAUUUGCAUGAUGCAAAUGUAUCGUGCAAAUAUUUUACAGGACUUUUGCGUAAAGGAUUACAUUUUCUGUCCUUUCCUGCAGUGUCCUUUGUAGUGAACCCAACCAGACUUGCUCUGGAAUUGAUCUGAAUUCAGGAGGAUUGACUAAUAAGACAUGAGCAGAGAGGACACAGAUCAGAUAAUGAAGGAGUUCAUGCAGUUCAAGGGUCCAAUCUCAACAUCCAAAGUGACAAUCUGGCUCUAAACUUAAAGGCUUACAGUAGCUUGUUACCUAAAUAGGUUACAGUUAGGGACUAUUCUUGACAUUUCAGAAAAAAAACAUUGUCCAUUUUAGUAACACCCUUAUUUUUUUUAUCGGUUUAGGAAUCAGUGAUCAAGUUUUCAUGUUGUACUUUAAUUCCAUUUCAUUGCAGAUAAAUUCCAGACUGCAUUAAUAACAACAGUCCACACUGCAAGGAUUCUUAUGACCAUACAUGACUUUAGACAUUAGAACCAAUGAUUGUAACAGCUUCUGUUUUAUUUGUGUUGUUUCAUGUAAUCAUGUCCAGUACAGAGGCAAUCUGAGUACAGAUACAAAUAGCAUUGUACCAAUAAGAGAAUAACAGCUGCAUUUUAUAUUCAAAGUUGUCAUAAUUCUUUCAAUGAGGAUAAUGUAUUAAAAUCAUGAAAUAUGUAAAAAUGCCUUGACCAGGAGAGUACUACGUGGUGCUAGAUAUAGCCAUCCUUCUCUAAAAGGCCCUUGAUCUCAAUCGGAUGAGGGAUGAUCCUUGUUCCUGACCCUGCGUCAUGAACAAGACUGAGACUGAUUUGCUAUAAGAAGCGGUUUACAAACAGUUCUAUCUGCACUACCUAUUAAUUGUGAAUGAGGAUGUGGAUCAUGUAUUGAUAAGGCAAUGUAAAGCAAGUGCAAUAAAUUGUCAAAUAUG
Molecule: messenger RNA, 2836 nt
Organism: Brienomyrus brachyistius
Lineage: Eukaryota; Metazoa; Chordata; Actinopteri; Osteoglossiformes; Mormyridae
Gene: adprh
Product: ADP-ribosylarginine hydrolase
Exons: 8
Coding region: 302-1369 (355 amino acids)
Biological process (GO): protein de-ADP-ribosylation
Molecular function (GO): ADP-ribosylarginine-[protein] hydrolase activity; magnesium ion binding
Source: RefSeq, a predicted model, not a curated record